Messenger RNA from Sturnus vulgaris (Common starling), 4634 nucleotides. The record is from RefSeq and is a predicted model, not a curated record. NCBI's taxonomy places the organism in Eukaryota, Metazoa, Chordata, Aves, Passeriformes, Sturnidae.
UCAGCACUGCAUCCCUUGCAGGCAGUGGAAAUUGCUCCCUUCCUUUCCCAUUCUCUGUUCUACCACACUGUUGCUUCUCAGUUACUCCAUGCCUGGGCUGAUGCUGCCUAGGCUGGAGAAGCUGGCCUUGGGACACUGUUUUUAGUCAGGGCUGUGGGACACACAGGUGUCAGGUUACACACCUGCACACCUGUGGGUGCUCAAGGAAUGGAGCUGAAUGCCAGGAUAAGUACAGACUUUAUAGAGGAAUAAAGCUCCUGUGCUUUGUGUUUGGUCUGGAAAUCCAGUCCCAUCUGUUCCAGAUGUUUCCAGCUCAGUUUAUAGCAAGGAGCUACUGUGCUGCUUUGCAGGAAAAAAAUAAUAAAACAAAUGUGGGGUUAUGCCUUCACAACCAUUGCAAAAUAGGCAAGGGUAUCCAUGGAAUAUGUUCCCUUCUGUUGCCUUAGAAAAGAUUUGUAAAUAGUCUUAAAUAAUUUAAUGGAGGGCUGGAGCUUUCAGGGCAGGCUGGUGUGUGCCUGAGUUCUGGCUUGGUGUGCUGUGCUGGCAAGGAGCACGUCCCACCCCUCUGCACCCAGCAGCAGCUGCUUGGGGAAUGGCACCUUUCCUAGCUCAGGGAAAUUUCUGCUUCAAAUCCUCUGGCUCCUGGAAUUCAGUCAGAAACAGCCUGUGUGAAGGAGGAGCUGGCUUUGGACUAGACCUAAGCUUGGGAGUCAAUGCUCACGUACAUUUCCGGGAUGGAGGACGAGGCAGUACUGGAUAGAGGGGCUUCCUUCCUUAAACAUGUAUGUGAUGAAGAAGAAGUGGAAGGUCACCACACGAUUUACAUCGGGGUCCAUGUGCCGAAGAGCUACAGGCGGAGGAGGCGUCACAGGAGAAGAGCUGGGCACAAAGAAAAGAAAGAAAAGGAGAAAAUCUCAGAGAACUACUCGGACAAAUCAGACGUAGAAAACGCUGAUGAGACAAGCAGCAGCAUCCUGAAACCACUCAUCUCCCCCGCCGCCGAGCGCAUCCGCUUCAUCCUGGGAGAGGAAGAUGACAGCCCCGCGCCCCCGCAGCUCUUCACCGAGCUGGACGAGCUUCUGGCUGUCGAUGGACAGGAGAUGGAGUGGAAGGAGACUGCAAGGUGGAUCAAGUUUGAGGAGAAGGUGGAACAAGGUGGGGAACGAUGGAGCAAACCACACGUGGCCACCUUGUCUCUGCACAGCCUGUUUGAGCUGAGGACCUGCAUAGAGAAGGGCUCCAUCAUGCUGGAUAUGGAGGCCUCUUCCCUCCCACAGGUGGUGGAGAUGAUCGUUGACAAUCAGAUCGAGACGGGGCUGCUGAAAUCCGAACUGAAGGACAAGGUCACCUACACCCUACUCAGGAAGCACCGGCACCAGACCAAGAAAUCCAACCUGCGCUCGCUGGCUGACAUUGGAAAGACCGUCUCCAGUGCAAGUAGGAUGUUUUCCAACCCCGAUAAUGGCAGCCCAGGCAUGGCUCACCGAAACCUGACUUCCACCAGCCUCAACGACAUCUCGGACAAGCCUGAGAAGGACCAGCUGAAGAAUAAAUUCAUGAAGAAAUUGCCUCGUGACGCUGAGGCCUCCAACGUGCUGGUCGGGGAGGUGGAUUUCCUGGAGAGCCCCUUCAUUGCCUUUGUGCGGCUGCAGCAGGCGGUCAUGCUGGGAGCUCUCACCGAGGUCCCUGUUCCCACACGAUUUCUCUUCAUUCUGCUGGGACCAAAGGGCAAAGCCAAGUCCUACCAUGAGAUUGGCCGAGCCAUUGCCACGCUGAUGUCAGAUGAGGUGUUCCAUGACAUUGCCUAUAAAGCCAAGGAUCGUCAGGACCUGAUAGCAGGCAUUGAUGAAUUUCUGGAUGAAGUCAUUGUGCUCCCCCCUGGGGAAUGGGAUCCAGCCAUUAGGAUAGAGCCCCCCAAGUCUCUCCCUUCUUCAGAUAAGAGGAAGAACAUGUACUCGGGUGGGGAGAACGUGCAGAUGAACGGAGACACGCCCCACGACGGGGGGCACGGCGGCGGCGGCCACGGCGACUGCGAGGAGCUGCAGAGGACGGGCAGGUUCUGUGGGGGCUUGAUCAAAGACAUCAAGAGGAAAGCACCGUUCUUCGCCAGCGACUUCUACGAUGCUUUAAACAUCCAGGCCCUCUCAGCCAUCCUCUUCAUCUACCUGGCCACUGUCACCAAUGCCAUCACUUUUGGGGGAUUGCUUGGGGAUGCUACGGAGAACAUGCAGGGCGUGUUGGAGAGCUUCCUGGGCACGGCUGUCACCGGCGCCAUAUUUUGCCUUUUGGCUGGUCAGCCCCUCACCAUCCUGAGCAGCACAGGACCCGUCCUGGUCUUUGAGCGGCUCCUCUUCAAUUUCAGCAAGGACAAUGACUUUGACUACCUGGAGUUCCGCCUCUGGAUCGGCCUCUGGUCAGCCUUCCAGUGUCUCAUCCUUGUGGCCACUGAUGCCAGCUUCCUGGUCAAGUACUUCACCCGCUUCACUGAAGAAGGAUUCUCUUCCUUGAUCAGCUUCAUCUUCAUUUAUGAUGCUUUCAAGAAGAUGAUCAAGCUGGCAGAUCAUUAUCCCAUCAACUCCCAGUUCAAGGUGGACUAUAUCACACAUUACUCUUGUGCCUGUAAACCACUAGAUCCAGUUAAUAGCUCAUUACUUAACAGGACAAUGGUGCUGGCAGACGAUGAGUUGGUCUCUCCCUCCUCCGAGCUGGACAACACCACCAUUGACUGGGCAGCUCUGACGGCCAAGGAUUGUUUGAAGUAUGGGGGUCAGCUUGUGGGCAACAACUGUGACUAUGUCCCUGACAUCACCCUCAUGUCUUUCAUCCUCUUCUUUGGCACUUACACCUGCUCCAUGGCCCUGAAGAAAUUCAAGACCAGUCGCUACUUUCCCACCACGGCCCGGAAGCUCAUCAGUGACUUUGCCAUUAUCCUGUCCAUUUUGAUUUUCUGUGGAAUAGAUGCCCUGGUUGGUGUGGACACACCAAAACUAAUUGUGCCAAGUGAAUUCAAGCCAACCAGUCCCGAGAGGGGUUGGUUUAUCCCACCUUUUGGAGGGAACCCGUGGUGGGUGUACCUGGCAGCAGCCAUCCCUGCCCUGCUGGUGACCAUCCUCAUCUUCAUGGACCAGCAGAUCACCGCUGUCAUUGUCAACAGGAAGGAGCACAAGCUCAAGAAAGGUGCUGGAUAUCAUCUGGAUUUGUUCUGGGUGGCCAUUCUGAUGAUUGUCUGCUCCUUUAUGGGGCUGCCCUGGUACGUGGCUGCCACUGUCAUCUCCAUCGCUCACAUCGACAGCUUGAAGAUGGAGACAGAGACCUCAGCCCCUGGAGAACAGCCCAAGUUUUUGGGAGUGAGGGAGCAGAGAGUCACUGGAGUCAUUGUUUUCAUCCUGACCGGGGUGUCUGUGUUCAUGGCUCCCAUCCUGAAGUUCAUUCCCAUGCCUGUGCUCUACGGUGUCUUCCUCUACAUGGGAGUUGCAUCCCUCAACGGUGUGCAGUUCAUGGAUCGUCUGAAGCUGCUCUUGAUGCCUCUAAAACACCAGCCUGACUUUAUCUACCUGCGCCACGUCCCGCUGCGCAGGGUCCACCUCUUCACCUUCCUGCAGGUGGUGUGCCUGGCCCUCCUCUGGAUCCUCAAAUCCACCGUGGCUGCUAUCAUAUUCCCUGUCAUGAUCUUGGCCCUGGUGGCAGUCAGAAAAGCCAUGGACUACCUCUUUUCCCAGCAUGACUUAAGCUUUCUUGACGACGUCAUUCCAGAAAAGGACAAGAAGAAGAAAGAGGAUGAAAAGAAGAAGAAAAAGAAGAAGGGCAGUAUGGACAGUGACAAUGAUGAUUCUGACUGCCCCUACUCAGAAAAAGUCCCAAGUAUUAAAAUACCAAUGGACAUCAUGGAGCAGGAGCCUUUCCUAAGUGAUAGCAAACCUGCUGACAGAGAAAAAUCACCAACAUUCCUUGAACGCCACACAUCGUGCUGAUACAAUUCCCUUCCUUCAAUCACACGCCAUGCCAAGCCCUCCACGAACUCCAGUAAAAGUUGUGCCUCAAAUUAGAAUAGACCUUGAGCCUGAAGACAAUGGUUAUUUCUGGAGGAGCAAGGGAACAGAAACUACUUUGUAAUUUUUCUGUCUGUCCAAUCUUUUCCAAAUUCACUUUGUCAGUAGCCAAAUGUUAAGAAGCUCCCUGCUCCCGCCGGUGACGGUGACCGAGCCCCCGCGCUGUCCCUCCCUGCCCGCGGCCCCCGCUCCCUGCGGGCCCUGCCCAGGACUGGGAAUUGCCUUCCCCUGGCUCCGAAGCACAGCGAGGGCAGGAGCGCUACGGAUGUCACCUCACGCCUGUGGCAAUGCCAGAGGCACUGGCUGUUGUGAGCUGGGGCUUGGCAGAGCAGAGCUGACCUCCAGGCUAAUUCCAUGUCUGCUCCCACUGCUCGGAGAUGCUGGAACGUGCUGCUAACCCUCACGUGCUCUCACCUGUAGGUAAAAGAGAAGGUACUUCACUCCCAGCACAGACAGACCAUUGCCAUCGCUGUAGCAUGUUUGGAAAUGUCCCUUUCCUAUGCAAUUUUUUUUUUUAAAGAAACACUUUAAUGGACUUAAUCCGUCAGGUACAUGGAAGAGUGUUAUUUUCCUAGAUUAUUUUGU